Molecule: messenger RNA, 309 nt
Organism: Micromonas pusilla CCMP1545
Lineage: Eukaryota; Viridiplantae; Chlorophyta; Mamiellophyceae; Mamiellales; Mamiellaceae
Exons: 1
Biological process (GO): RNA processing
Cellular component (GO): nucleolus
Molecular function (GO): RNA binding
Source: RefSeq, a predicted model, not a curated record
AAGAAGCUCGGGCGGGGCGACGCCGGGCGAGGGUGGUUCAACAUGCCCGCCGUGGAGUACACGCCGGAGCUGCGGAGGGAUCUGAGGCUGCUGAAACUGCGCGGCGCGUACGACCCGAAGCGGUUCUACAAGACCGAGGACACGACGAAGCUGCCGAAGCACUUCCAGGUCGGGACCGUGAUCGAGGGCGCGCAGGAUUUCUACUCCGCGAGGUUGACGAAGAGAGCGCGGAAGAACACGCUGACGGAGGAGAUCGCCGCGGACGCGGAGAUAAAAACGGUGCGGAAGAAGCGGUUCGCGAAGAUACAG